Molecule: messenger RNA, 1662 nt
Organism: Microthlaspi erraticum
Lineage: Eukaryota; Viridiplantae; Streptophyta; Magnoliopsida; Brassicales; Brassicaceae
Source: the annotation of a GenBank genome assembly
AUGGACUUCUCUACGGCGACGACGACGACUGCGUCUACGGCGGCGAAUGGUUACAGCUCGCCGCGUGACUCUUCAAUCCCGUCGAGCUUCACCAAGUUUAAUUCCGCUUUAACGGCGGGUCUUCUGAAUCCGAUGUCUCCACCGCCGCCUCCGGCGAUGCACGACAAGACGCGAUCGAGUCCGACGUUAUUCGAGAUGAUGGCUAGCGAAGCUGAUACUAUAGGGAGAGUUCCGGUUCAGAUCCAGAACGGCGCGCCUCCGUCUUCGUCUUCAUCAUCAUCGUCGUCUUCGUCGGCGGCGGCUGUGGCUGCGAGGACGACGAACGGGAAUCAUCUCGUCAUUUCGGCUCAGGACAAGCAGGCGCUCGCAAUGCAGCGGAUCUCGGAUCUUCUGAUGAUUCGGAGCCCCGGGAACCAGUUCAACGACCCGACUUCGAGUGACGUCAAGCUGACUCUGAGCUCGAAAGACGGGAUUAUCAUCACCAUGUGCGUGCACAGGCAGAUCCUCGUAGCUCACAGCAGAUUCUUCGCUAUGAAAUUAUCCGAUCGAUGGUCUAAGCAGCAGCUUCCUCCGUCUUCUUCUCCGUACAUCGUCGAGAUCUCCGAUUGCGACGACGUUGAGGUUUACAUCGAGACGCUGAUGCUCAUGUACUGUAGAGAUCUUAGGAAGAAGAUGAUGAGGCACGACGUUUCUAGGGUUCUCGGUAUCUUGAAGGUUUCAGCAGCAAUUGGAUUUGAUGCAGGAGUGCUUUCGUGUCUAGAGUACUUGGAAGCAGCACCAUGGUCAGAGGAUGAAGAACACAGGAUUGCUUCGUUGCUAUCUGAGCUACAUCUGGAGAACGUAGGAGCAACAGAGGUUUUGAGAAGGGUUUCUGUAGAAGCUAGCAGCAAUGGGAACAGUGGUGGGAGCAGCAACGACGAGGUGCUGCUGAAUCUCUUGCACAUAGUGCUCGAAGGGAAAGACGAGAAAGCGAGGCGUGACAUGAAGACGCUCGUCUCGAAAAUGCUUAGAGAGAACUCUUCAGGGAACGAUCUUAGGAAAGAGUCUCUGUAUUUGGCUUGUGACGGUUGUUUGCAUAAGCUGAAGCGGCAGUUUCUUCAAGCAGCGGAGUCUGAUUUGGAAGAUGUUGAGCAGAUCGCGAGACAAGCGGAUAAUCUGCAUUGGAUCUUGGAUAUCUUGAUCGAUAGACAGAUCGCAGAGGAUUUUCUUGUGACGUGGGCUUCUCUCUCCGAGCUAUGUGAGGUUCACGGUAAGGUUCCGGUUGUUCAUAGGUUUGAGAUUAGUAGAGUCACGGCGAGGUUAUUUGUUGGGAUUGGGAAGGGGCAGAUUCUGACUCCGAAGGAAGUGAGGUGUUUGUUGCUUAGGAACUGGUUGAAACCUUUUUACGAUGACUUCGCGUGGAUGAGGAGAGCGUCGAAAGGGCUUGACCGGUAUUUGAUCGAGGAUGGGUUGAGCAGUACGAUUCUCACUCUUCCUCUUGCUUGGCAGCAAGAGUUCUUCUUGGCUUGGUUUGAUCGGUUCUUGAAUUCGAACGAAGACUGUCCCAAUAUUCAGAGAGGCUUUGAGGUUUGGUGGAGACGGGCUUUCUGGAGAAGGAAAGAACAGAGUCAAGAGCCGCCGAGCAGGCUUAGAAUCAUAGCUUCAGCUACUGAAAACUCUUGA